UGUACACCCUUCAUAUAUGCUCAGAUUCCCCUCUCCCCCUUUCCUCCCGUUCCAUCCAUCCCACUUUCUGCCACACCUCGAGCGAAGCAACAGCACCACAAGAAGAGGCCAGGGAGACCCAUCCCCCCUAUCCAUGGCCGACGAGUGGUGGAGUAGCACCUCUCACAGGAGCCAUGGCACGUCGGCGUGCUCGGCCGCGCGCGCGCCGCUCAUGGUCACGGACAGGGUGGCCUGUGGCUGGGCUACUACCUCCUCCCCCACCGCGGCCGCCGAGUCGACGAGCUCCAUAACCUUCCAGGACCCCUACAGGAGCUCCACGCAUCAGCCUAUGUCCGAUGCCGCCUCGUCGCUGGGCGAUCCACACGUGGACUGGACGCAAGCCUUCUUGAACGGGAGGAGUGAUACUAGCUUCCAAGCCGUGCUCCAAGACGACGACAUGGUUCGAGCUCAGCCGGCGGCCGGCGGCGAAGCCCCAGCGAUGAACAAUCCAUUAAUAAGGGACAUGGACUCCGGCUUCUUGGUCGACCAAGCGCAGCUAGCACCGUCGCCGUACGGCACGGCGCCAUCGCAAGCUAUAUUCAACAGCACGGCGGGGCACGGCAUCUCGGUGUACGGGGACAGCCAGUCCUCGAUCAGCUACGACGACGCGGCAUCGAUGCAGUUCUCUCAGCUGCUGAAGCCCUCGGUGCCGGCGUCGGCGCCGAUGCAAGGCGGCGGCGGCGCUCCGAUGCUGCAGUACUGCUUGUCCGGCGGUUACCUGCCUUUCGGUGGUCCGCUGCCGCCGUCGCAGCUUCUCUUGCAGGCCUUGCAGACGACGAAGCCCAGUAGCCGCAGCUCCAACGCUAACUCUCUGACUGUGAAGGACGCCAGCUCACCGGCGACGAGGAAAAGCGUCUCCGAGUCGGCUGCCGCCGUGAAAAGGCCGCGGAUCGAGGCGCCAUCGCCGCUGCCGACUUUUAAGGUGAGGAAAGAGAAGCUAGGGGACAGAAUCACUGCGCUCCAGCAACUAGUCUCGCCUUUUGGAAAGACUGAUACCGCAUCGGUUCUUCACGAGGCCAUCGAAUACAUCAAAUUCCUUCACGAUCAAGUUUCUUCACUGAGUUCUCCCUACUUGAAAAAUGUGAUCCCCUUGCAGCAAUUCCAGCAGAAGGGUUCCGAGAAAGCCAAGGAUAACGGUGAGACGAAGCAGGAUCUGCGCAGCCGGGGCCUGUGCCUUGUCCCGGUGGCAAGCACGUACACGGUGGCGGCCGAGACGGUGCCGGAGUUCUGGCACCCUACAUUUGGAGGCACAUUCCGGUAGAGAUACAGCUAGUGUAGCCUGCAUGCAUUGGUACAGGGGUGCACGUGCUAACAGCAACGUGUGCUUGUCCGUGAAUUACAAACAAAUUAAACGCACAGCUAGCAGAUUGUUGAAGCUAAAGCAAAGCAAAGUUGUUGUGUUUUUAUCAAACUAAGUUUUGUACAGAUGGUGAUCAACCAAUUUUAGUAGCAACCUAGCUUAGCUAUCCUGAGACGAAAAGCAAGGGGUUAUGAUAUCGCCCAAGUAACCGAAGGAUGUUUUGAAAGGGAAAAAUAGGCUGGCGGUCUUCUACGACAGCCUAAUGUAAGUACUCCCUUCGUUCCAAAUUACAAUUCGUUUUAACUUUUAUAGAUUCAUAGUUUUUUGCUAUGUAUAUAUCUAAAUGCAUAGCAAAAGCUACGUAUCUAAAAAAAUUCAAAACGAAUAUUAAUUUGGGACGGAGGGAGUAUAUAUAAAAUGCUAGCUCAGGUGCAAAAAGAGAAUAAUGAUGAAUUGAGGGCUUGUA
Setaria italica (foxtail millet) is the source of this 1805-nucleotide messenger RNA. RefSeq names its product transcription factor bHLH112. Lineage: Eukaryota; Viridiplantae; Streptophyta; Magnoliopsida; Poales; Poaceae. The transcript has 7 exons. Gene Ontology annotation, biological process: regulation of transcription by RNA polymerase II. Bases 17 to 1300 code for a protein of 427 amino acids. Gene Ontology annotation, cellular component: nucleus. The record is from RefSeq and is a predicted model, not a curated record. Gene Ontology annotation, molecular function: RNA polymerase II cis-regulatory region sequence-specific DNA binding; DNA-binding transcription factor activity, RNA polymerase II-specific; protein dimerization activity.